Microcebus murinus (gray mouse lemur) is the source of this 2907-nucleotide messenger RNA. RefSeq names its product USH1 protein network component harmonin binding protein 1 (gene USHBP1). NCBI's taxonomy places the organism in Eukaryota, Metazoa, Chordata, Mammalia, Primates, Cheirogaleidae. The record is from RefSeq and is a predicted model, not a curated record.
AGAAUGUAGCAUUUAUGGAGGAGCAACAGGAGCUGGCAGAGGAGGCAGGGAUGGGACAUUCGGAGAGGUUGUAAAGAGCCACAAGUGCAUGUUGGGGUUCAGUUCCCUGAUGUGCUGAGCUUUGUGCAAAUCGCUUUCUAAAACUCCCAUGACAUUGUGAGGGACAUGCUGUCAUUGCCCCCAUUUUAGAGCUGGGGAAACUGAGGUUCAGAGAGGGAUAUCACUUGCUCAAGGUCACCCAACCCAGAUCUGCCUGUGACUGAGGCGAAUGAGAACUGUGACCCCAUAGGGAAGGGACAGGCAGAGAAGAGAAGCUCACAGGGGACCCAGAUGGAAAGCGUCAGCCCGGGUGGAACAUUCUGGCUCUUGAGAAAUAAAGUCCAAGUGUUGGAGGUCGGGGAGCCGUGGGCCAGGACUGGAAGGAGCUGCCACCUUGGCAGGUAAACACGUGCCCCCCUUGGGGGUGGAGGAAGCUGCCGUCUUCAAGAAGGAAACGGUACAAUAACAAGUCACAUGACCAGAGGAGGGGGUUUCCUGUUUCCCGGCCCCUCCCAGGCCAGCCUCGGCCAGCCCAAGCCUGAGCGGGCAGUGGCCGGAGUGACCCCAGGAGUGUCCAGGGACUCGGGCCUCUGCCCAAGGAGAGAAUUCCAUGCCCCAUUUCACGGAAGACGAGAUUGAAGCCCAGGACAGCAAAGGCCAGAGGCGAGAGCAGGCUGUGAUUUUAGGGGUGAGAACGGAGCACUCAGAGGGCACCGGCUUCUGGACAGCAAUGAGUGCCCGGGCCACACGGCCCCGAAGCCGGCGAGGGAGGCAUGCUGCGCCAGGCGAACUGGAUCCGGUGGCCGAGAGUUCAGAGGAGGCCGAGGCAGCCAGUGGGACCUCCAAGCCCAGCCCCGUGCUGCCUCCCGACAGCUUCGGACCAGCGUCGUCGGGGCCCACGGCAGGAGUCAGUGGCCAGGGCCCAGGGAGCAGGACUGGCAAGGAGACCGGCGGGCACUCCGGCAGAGGACCGGCCUCGGCCCCUGGGGGCCCCCGUGAGCCUGCAGCGGCAGCCCACCAGGCCCCAGAGGCAGCCCUGCCGGACGGAGAGACUGUCCCCUCGGGGACUGGGCCCCCCGAUGUGUUUCAGACCCUCCAACAUGCCCUGAGCUCCCUGGAGGCGGCGGCUGCUGCCUGGCGCCACCGCCCCCCAAGCUGUCCUGGGCGGACGGAGGCGGAGGGGAGAGGCCAGGGGGGCCCGGGGCCCCUGGGGAAGCAGGAGGGGGCAGGGGGCCGCCCGCAGGAGGCAGCGUGCCUGGCAGAGAGGAACGCCUGGCUCCGGCUGGCCCUGGGCAGCCGGGAGAACGAGCUGGUCCGCACGCAGGCCUCCCUGCAGAGCAUCCGGGCCCAGAAGGAGGAGCUGCAGAGGGAGGUUCAGGAGCUGCAGGAUUCCCUGCUGAGGCUGGAGCCCUUCCCACCUCCCUCCCACAGCCAAGCGGGUGGCUCGGGCAGUGGUUCCAGCAGCUCUGGGGCAGAUGGGGAGCCCUGGGGGACUCAGGACCCCUUCUCCCUGGCUCACCCCCUGCUCCGGCGCCUCUGGAGCAAUUCUAGCGCCCAGAUUCUUCUCCCCACCCAGCCCCUCACCCCCGAGAUGCACAUCAUGGAAACCCAGAUGGAGCAGCUCCAGGGGAGCAUCGAGAAGCUCAAAUGCUUUAACCGUCUGCUGUCAGCUGUGCUCCAGGGGUACAAGGGCCGCUGUGAGGGCCUCAGCAUGCAGCUCAGCCAGCGGGAGGCCGAGGCCACAGCACUCCGUCUGGCCUUGCAGUACAGUGAGCACUGUGAGGAGGCGCUCGGGGCCCUGCUUGCUCUGCGGGAGGCCGACUCAGGAGCAGGGGACCCGCAGGCAGCUGAAAAGGAGGCACUGAGGCUGCUGGCACAAGAAGAGGCUGCCAUGGAUGGAGGGACACUGCAGGGUCCACAGCCGAGCCCGGAGGGCAGCAGCGUGGAUAAGCCCACACUGCAGGAGGUGGCCGUCCAGCUCCGAGGCUACAUCCGGCGUCUCCAGGAGCGCCGUGCUGUGGUGAAGAUCCCCCCCGAGCCCGGACCCCCCUGGCACACGCCCACCUGCCCGGCAGACCCAUCGUGCAGGCGCGAUGCUGGGGCCCAGCCUGGCCCGGCCUUGCCCCGGCUGGAAAAGACGCAGAUCCAGCAGGACCUGGUGGACACAAGGGAGGCGCUGGCGGACCUGGUGCUGCGGCUGCAGCUGGCGCGGCGCGAGAAGCGGGGCCUGGAGCUGCGGGAGGCGGCGCUGCGCGCGCAGGGCCCCGCGCACGCGCUCCUGCUGGCGCAGCUGCGGUGGGAGCGCGCGCAGCUCGCGGCCGGCGGCGACAGCAGCGGAGGCGGCAGCAGCGGGGAAGAGGAGGAGUGGGCCCCGAACCCGCUUGUUGUCCCUGGUGGCACAGGUGGUAUGGAUGGAGGCCAGGCGGGCAGAGUGUGGGAUCCAGAGAAAUUAGCGCAGGAACUGGCAGCCUCGCUCACCAGGGCCGGGGACCUGCGAGAGCAGCUCCGGUCUCUGCGGGAGAAGCUGGAACAGGUGGCUCAGAAGGGGCGAGCCAGGCGGGCUCAGAGUGCUGAGCUGAACGGCGAUCUAUGCAAAGCUCACAGCGCCCUGGUCCUGGCCUUCCGAGGAGCCCACCGGAAGCAGGAGGAGCAACGCCGGAAGUUGGAGCAGCAGAUGGUACUCAUGGAGAGCCGGCACGCCAAGGAGCUGGCAGUGCUAGAAGCCACCGCAGGGGCGCUGGGGAAGCCCAGGCCACCCCGCCCGGCUCCCCGACUGGGGGAGACCUUUCUGUAGGCCCUGCACCCAGCCGUGUCUGGACGUGCCAGACAGCGGUGGCAGGCCAUGUCAUAAACUGCCCUGGAGUGGCA